Solenopsis invicta (red fire ant) is the source of this 3959-nucleotide messenger RNA. RefSeq names its product extensin. Gene Ontology annotation, molecular function: RNA binding. The record is from RefSeq and is a predicted model, not a curated record. Gene Ontology annotation, cellular component: nucleus. Lineage: Eukaryota; Metazoa; Arthropoda; Insecta; Hymenoptera; Formicidae. The transcript is spliced from 16 exons. The coding region runs from base 357 to 3224 and encodes 955 amino acids.
UGCGUUCCGAAAAUCAUCGAAAAGGCACUUCAGCCAGCCUUUUUAUCCGCGAGAGUCUAUGGUGAUAUUGUUACAAUUGAGUAAAUUUUUAUCAUAUUUCGCAAACGAUAUUUAACCUUUGACACAUAAAAAAUACGUAAUCGAUGUAGGACUCCAAUGCAGUUGAAAUAUUUACAAAGUGUGUGCAUUUAGGAUGUGUGAACUAUCUAUCCCCGUUACACAGAGGUUUAACCUAUUGCUCUAAUGACUUACGAGCUUUGGUGUUUGUCAGUACUUUAUGACGCGUGCUGAGCCCACAAAAAUGUUGGGGUCAUGAGAAUUACCACAUUGCUUCCAGUAGUGUACAUUUUAUCUCUAUGGCUAAGGGAAAAAUAAGAGGUUCUGACUCCAAUAAUAAGAUAACAGCAUCAAAUGCAGCGUUUAAAAAUGGAGAAACGUAUACGUGGGAAUUUGAGAUUAACGAGACACCACCCAGUGCUAGAACCUUGCUUACUAAGGGCUACACGCAAGAUGAAAUUAAUUCGUAUUCGGGAGCAACUGUAUCAACACGUGGGCGUUUUAUGACAGAACAAGAAAAGUUGCGUUGUCCAAAUGAGAGGCCAUUGUAUCUUUACAUACAGGGACAUACAAAACACAAUGUUGAUUUGGCAAUACAAAAGAUCAAUGAAAUUAUUAAAACGGAACACCAAAGUUCAUUAAACAGACCAAGCAGAUUCACAAAUGCUCCGCCACCUCUUAUGAGCUUACAUUCAGGAGUUACAAGUGUAGAAAAAAUUUGCGUUGGUAUCGAGAAUGCACCACAAGGUUUUGAUUUGCGUGGGCGAAUACUAGGUGCAGGUGAUGCAAAUUUAUUUUAUAUUAGAGGCGAAACUGGAGCGAAUGUAACCUUAAGAGGUAGAGGAUCUCAAUUUAUUGAUCCAAUUUUGGGAACAGAAUCUCCAGAACCACUUCAUUUAUGCAUAGAACAUCCAAAGCCAGAAGCACUGCAAAAUGCAAAACAAUUGACAAUUAAUUUGAUACAAACAAUACAGUCUGAAUUACAGACUUAUAUUCAACAACAGCCACCACCAGUACAACCUCAGCAAGUUAUUGAACAAUCACAGAUACCACAAACACAAUUCCAAACUAUGAAUAUUGGUAGUUUAGGUCAGCCAAAUGUAGUCGCAAUACAACAUCAAGAUAUUAUACAACAUCCGCAAAGUAAUGUUGUAACAUUACCUGCAACAAUUCUUACUGCUACCGUAGCACAAGGACCUGGCGCGCCAGGACCUGGUGUAUCAGUUCCUCCUCCAGGUGUGCAUAUACCGCCUCAUACUGGUCCAUUAGUUCCACCUCCACAAGCUCAGGAAAUACAAACUUUCAUGCCGCCACCACCUGUUGGACAAGUACAAUUAAUCGGUCCUCCGUCAACAGUAAGUCAAGUUCAAUAUCAAAUACAUCCGGGUCAACCAUUACAAAUCCAGGGAAUUCAACAAGGAUCGCAGUCCUCACCGCAACCUGUGGCGCAAAUGUAUGUCAUGAGUCAACCACCGCCGCAGAAUCCUGCGCAGCAGAGCUUUAUAACGAGUAAUAACGCGCCAGUGAGCGGGACAGUGUCGUAUGUAUAUACGCAACCCAACGUGCAGAGGCCCGCUACGCCGUCCCAAGGAAUUAUCGAGACCGUUAAUGUCAAUUUACAACAGCCUCCACCUACGGCGCCGCUCAAUAUAACGCAGCAACCGCCACCGCCGUUGUUACAUCUUCAUUUUCCGCCGCCGAACUUUCCGCCGAAUCAACCACCACCUCCCGUCCCGCAAACCUAUCAAAUACAGUAUCAACAGGUACAGGCACCCGCAUCGCAAUCACAAACGCAGUUCGUCUUACAGCCUGGCGAGCAUAUUAUUCCGCCCCAGUUGCAACAGAAUCAUGAACAAUCUCAAGCUGUCGCUCAACAUAUAUUACCUCCGCAAUUCGAAGGUCACGCACCGCCAUUCCAUUUACAAGUACCUCCACCGCCAUCGCAAACUUUUUUAGUACCUAACGCUCAGUCUCCUCAACAUCAUCCACAACCGCCGCUUCCUCCCGGCGGCGAAAUUCAGCAUCAACAAGAGGGCCCAGUGGAACAGGGACCAUUGCCGCAGCCGGUACCCCCUCCGCAAAUAGUACCACCGCCGUCACUCAGUCAGAUGCCGAAUUCCAUGAAUAUUCUUACCAGCGUACCGCCACCAUCGCAGCCGCCUCCACCGCAAAACGCUCCAUGGCUGUACCAAGCUCAACAGCCGCAACAGAUGCCACAACCACAAGGGCAAUUGCAGAUGCAAAUGCCGCCGCAGAAUAUAUCUCUUCAUAACGUACCUCCACCACAAGUUCAAGCUCAAAUACAAUAUCAUCCUCAACACAUACAAUAUCAAAAUGGUCAUAUACCGACGCAAGUGCAUUACGCGAUGCAACCGCCGCAUCAGCAAUUUGAGCAGAAACCUGAUUCGCCAGAGCAGCAAAAAUCUCACGGAGUAAAAAGAAGGUUUUCAGACGUUGAGGGAGGUCAGGAACCACCACCACCACCACCAUAUCAAUGUGCUCCGUUACCUGCACAACGGCAUGGCACAGGAGAAGGUGAUCGACAACAGCAAGUCUUACAUGGUCCAUCACUUACAUCUGCGGGUCUGCCACAUGGAGAUCGCAACAAGAUGCUAAUGCCACCUCCACAUUCAGGUGAGAAACGGAAUCUGGACCAAAAGCCUACAGGAUUAUCUUCAGGAAAUGAUCAAACUAUAAUGACCGAAUCUGGAAAUAUUCAUGUUGGCAACGGUCCUCCUCUACCACCUCCAUCUUCGCCGCAGGCACCGUGGCAAAGUCAUCAUGUGAGAGUUUCUUGGGGUAGACCACCGCCAAUUCCAAGAGAAGGGGAACUUUCUACAGUCUGUCCCGGUCUACCUCCUAUUAACAUGCCUCCACCUCAGAUCAGGCCAAGAGGUCCCGCUGACGGUAGUCGUUCUCCCAUUCAGAACAUUGGGUUAGAGCAGCCGUUGAACGUCGAGUACAAUCAAAUGCCGCCCUAUACGACGAAACCGCCGCCUUACAACGCGCAUCCGUUGAUGCAGUCGAUCUGUAAUCCGCCGCCGCCACCGCCGCCGCAUCAUCAACAACCGCGGCCACAGCAUCCUCCACAAGCGGUGCAGCAUUAUCAGGUGCCAAUCUCACAGACAUAUCAGCCGCCGACAUCCUGCCCACCGUGGAUGAAUUGAAAGUUAUAAAACUAUAAACGGUGUUUCUUGACGAUGAUGCAACUUAAUAAAAGUGAAGUUUUCAUAAUAGCAUAACGAGACGAUGUGACUCAAAUUGCAAGGAUCUGACGUAAAUACGAAUAAUUGGAACUGCAUCGUGUUUAUUGCACUCAAUUGUGUGUUCCUUACGGUAGUUAUUUAGUGGUCUGUUUCAAGAAGGGAGAAUGCUGAACAGCAUGUAAAAAUCUGUAAAAAUGUUAGAUUAUUUAUACUGUAUAAUUUAAAUUCUGUACACUAAGGGAGAAAAAGAGACAGAGAGAGUGUGGUGUGUGUGUGUGUGUGUGUAAAAGUGUGAGAGAAAAAGAGAGAAGUAGAAAAAAAGAGAGGUAAUGCGAAAUUACAUAAUAAAAAUAACGCCAUGUUGACGAGAUAGUUACUUAUUAAUUGUAGAGUUCAUUUCGAUUACGCAAGGAAUGUGAUUCUUGUACAUAGCAUACAUACAUAUGUAUUUAUACACAUAUGUAUACAUACAUAUAAGUAUGUAUUGAGAAGGAAUAAUAGUGUUAUUUUGAACGGUUCUAUCAUUGCGUGUCCGAUGAUUUGUUUUGCAUACUUGCACGCGAAUGAUAAUCCACCUUGUGUUUCCUCUGGCGUUGAAACCAUCUCUCCAUUUAGAUAUAGAUAGAUAUAUAACACGUGUAACAAUGUAUGCAGUUUUUUAUGCAAAGCCAAUAAUAAAUCGUUAUUGCCAAUUAA